Molecule: messenger RNA, 3132 nt
Organism: Tuber melanosporum (Perigord truffle)
Lineage: Eukaryota; Fungi; Ascomycota; Pezizomycetes; Pezizales; Tuberaceae
Exons: 10
Coding region: 1-1881 (626 amino acids)
Molecular function (GO): ATP binding; ATP-dependent protein folding chaperone
Source: RefSeq, a predicted model, not a curated record
AUGGCGGCUGAAGCGAUGGCGAACUUGACCUUGCGGUCCAAUUCUUUGAACAGCAUUCGUACACCCACCUCCAGCUCCUCCAGCACUGCGAGUGCUGGGAAGGACAGGCUUGUUAUCGGAGUUGACUUUGGCACAACUUAUAGUGGUGUUGCAGCAGUCUACAGUGGGACGCCAGAUGACAUAGAAGUAAUCAAAACAUGGCCCGGAGGCAACGGGAUAACCUCCGACAAAGUCCCCACCGAGCUCUCCUACAUACCUCUCCCCUCACGAACCCCGUCGGGGGCGGGCAUGCCACAACCCCCCGUGUCGCACGAGGGUGGAAGCAGCGACCCGGUGACGUACAAAUGGGGAUUCCAACCCUCGGCGAAUAACCCGCGGUUACGAUGUUUGAAGCUGUUCCUCGACCGCUCGCAGACGCUCCCGCCCUACAUCUCGCCGCUGGAGACGGCGGGGAUGCUGAGGGGUGUAGGGAAGACCAUUAUUCAUGCUGUGACGGAUUAUCUCAGUGCGCUGUAUGGGGAGAGCUUUAUGGCUGGUACGCCCUUGGAAUGGGUGUUGACGGUCCCUGCGGUUUGGAGUGAUGCUGCGAAGAAUGCUACACGAAGGGCUGCGGAGGGAGCGGGUAUGGGUGGGCCGGAUGGAAAGGGGAUUAGGCUUAUUAGUGAGCCGGAGGCUGCGGCGGUAUACACGCUUAAAGCUAUUCAGCCGAACAACUUGAGUGUUGGGGACAACUUUGUUGUCUGUGAUGCUGGCGGUGGGACCGUGGACUUGAUAUCGUAUGAGAUCACUUCGGUUUCCCCAUCACUGCUACUCUCCGAAUCCUCGAUUGGAACCGGUGGGUUGUGUGGAAGUGCGUUUUUGAAUUAUGCCUUUGAGGAUCAUUGUCGGAGGAGGUUGGGAGCUGAGAUUUAUGACCACUUGAAGCCCAAGACGCGAAAUAUGGCGCUGAAGUAUUGGGACGAGUACGUCAAGCGGAACUUCAAGGACGAGGAACCGGACGAGGAGGAAGAGAUUUCUGUUCCACUCCCCGGAGUAGCGGACGAUGAAGAGAAGCGCAUCGAAGGCGGAUUCCUUGUGAUGAGGAGAGAGGAAGUCAAAACGAUUUUCGAACCUGUGGUAAGCCAAGUGGUGAAACUCGUGGACGAGCAGGUCGAAGGAAUCCGGAGGAAAGGGGGGAAGGUAGCGGGAAUUGUGUUGGUAGGAGGCUUCGGGCAGAGCAAUUACCUCUACAGCCGCCUCAAAACUCGGUUCAAUCCCCCCACACUGAACCCCCCAUCAUACUCUGAGACUCCUAUCUCAGGAAAUGGUGGAAUCGAGGUUAUGCAGCCGUUAUAUGCUUGGACGGCAGUGGUCCGGGGGGCGGUGAUCCGGGGGUUAGAAGGGUCGAUGGUUGUCGCUCGACAGGCCCGUUUUCACUACGGGACUUCGUAUGCCACCGUUUGGGAGGAGUCCAAGCAUCCUGUUCAGGACCGUUACUGGUCACCAUUGUGGGAACGGUGGAUGGUGUCGGAUCGUAUGCAAUGGCACAUCGCCCGAGGAGAACCCGUGUCCGACAAAACCCCCAUAUCCUUCCACUACACCCGGAAUUUCCGACCAGGGCAGAGUCUCAAGAUCGAGGACGAUCUUAUCUGUUGCGAGCACGAGGUAGCGCCGGCAAGCAUGGCGGAUGCGAACAAGCAUCUUGUGAAGACGGUCUGCACACUGACAACUGACUUGUCGAGUGUACCAAAAUCAAAAUUCACCCGCUUGACAACAAGCAAAGGCAUUGCGUUCGACAACCUGGACUUCACACUAGACCUAAUCGUGGACUCAGCAAGUCUCGUGUUCGAGCUGAAAGUGGAAGGCGUAGCAUACGGGAGCGUGACGGCAAAGUUUCACUGAUCGAUUGAUUCCACUUUGUUUUUAUUUUUAUAUCAUUAUCAUAUUGUGCCAACCCACCCAUCUUGGCCGAGAUAUGUUCGUAAAGUAGCGGGAGUUUAUCUUGUUUUGGGGUUUUAUUUCGUCAAUUCAUUUUGUUUGUUUAUUUGCUUAUUUUUUCGGGGAGCCUUGAUAUACUUGUAUGGCUGCACGGUACGUCUAUGAAUUGGACUUGGUCCUGCCUUCCUUUCGAAGGGGGUAUCAUACGGAAGGUGUGCAAAGGCGAUUGAAAGUAGGCUAGCGCUUGCUAUGGGUUAAGUUAUGGCCGGAAGGGAGUAAGGUGCUGCCGACUAUCCGGUUCCUGCGGAGGGCUCGUUUCCUUGGGCAGGGGGAGGUUGGCGGUGGGCUGGUACCAUGCUGUACCGUGUCGGUAGAUCACGGCGCGGACUUCGCGGACUUUGGCGUGGGGAGGAUUCUAUGAUGGGAUGCAGGGGCUUCCAUGUGUCGGUGCCUAGUCCACCUACUGCUCCAUCGAUCGGGACCACAAGGUACUGCGGUUCCGUACUGUAUUUUUUCCUCUCUUUAGCUACCGGGAGCCAGGAUAUGGGGGCAAGGGGGAUUAUGGGAGAUAAGGCGGUGGAGUAAUAAUUGUAAGGAUGAUUAUAUGAAGCAUAGAGACAUUCUCCUACAAGCAUGCAGUUCUGCUGUGCCGGUGUGGCCGAGGUUUUGUUUGCCAUUGAGUUCUUUCUUUCCGUCUCUCACGUAGGGCGAAGAUGGUCAUUUCUGAUGCAGUAGCGACACCACAGGCAUCCUACGUAUCUACAAAAUCGGAGCACGAGUGAUUGUGCGAGCAAGUGCACCCCCAACUAUUAUCUACCAUCACACUUUUGCGUACAAUACAAAUUUAUGCAAUCGCCUGCCUGCCUGUCUGCUGUGCUUGUAGUACCAUACUAUCCAUCUUUCACCCUCUCUGUUCUAUUAUACUCUACUUGCGAUACAAUGCUGUCUCGCCCGCAAGUGAGGCGAUCGCUAUCCUGGCGUGUUAUCUGUUAUCGUGCUUUUUUCCCCGCCAGGAUCAGUCAUAGCAACACAAAGGAACGGCAUAUCCCGCUUUCAAACCGAACGAUAUCAUAGGCAGGUUUAGGGGUCCAUGCGGCUGACCCCUGCCUGCCUGCCUACUUUUCCUCACUCGCUCACUCCCGCAACAACUAACCCGACCUAAACCCUCAACGGACUAAAACGGAUUGCUUGCCCUGUCCCACGCCACACCGCAAU